Eremomyces bilateralis CBS 781.70 is the source of this 3873-nucleotide messenger RNA. RefSeq lists its product as uncharacterized. The coding region runs from base 1 to 3873 and encodes 1290 amino acids. The transcript has 4 exons. Gene Ontology annotation, cellular component: cytoplasm. Gene Ontology annotation, biological process: intracellular distribution of mitochondria. Gene Ontology annotation, molecular function: mRNA binding; protein binding. NCBI's taxonomy places the organism in Eukaryota, Fungi, Ascomycota, Dothideomycetes, Eremomycetales, Eremomycetaceae. The record is from RefSeq and is a predicted model, not a curated record.
AUGCCUCCAGUAUCACAACAGCCAGUACCCGCCGACCCUCCACCAACAUACUCCGAAAUGGAGGAAUCUAAGGAUGACGCUCACUCUGGUGUGGUGCAUGACACCUUCGCAUUGAAGAUCAAGCUCCCGCAUGAGCCUUUUGAGACCGACAUCACCGUUGCCAAGCAAGAACAGGUCCAGGACCUCCGCCAAAUCAUUUCCGAACAACCAUACGCCGUGCAGUAUUCCUGUUUCCACCUCGAACAUGACGGAAAACGUAUCAACGACUUCAUCGAUCUCUCCGAAGUACCCGGCAUUGACAAUGGUUCCAUCGUCGAGCUCAAGGAGGACCCAUACACCGAGAAGGACGCACGACUACACACAUUGCGGGUCAAGGAGUUGAUAGGACUGGCUAGUGAGAAGUCGGAUCUGACUCAUGGCAUCCAAGCUGGCGUAUCACUCCUUGACAGCGUCAUGUCUGCUGGCAUGGAGAACUCCACUGCGAUACCAGCCAGUGAUGAGCAGUUCAAGGCCCAUUUGAAUGACACGGAACUUACCGGCUACGAUUUCUCCAGCCAGGGAGACGUCCAUGCCGUGCUCCGACCCGAGCAGACACCACAACCGCAGACAUUGAAAUCCUUGAUUCUCUCCCCGUGGAGCCCACCUCCGCACUACCUCCGCGCUCAAGGCCAUCUCCUCUACCUGCAACUCACGAUCAACGAGGGGGAAUCACUAUGCAUCACGUCCCACGUUUCCGGGUUUUACGUGAACAAGUCGACUGCCAACCGAUUCGACCCGUGCCCACGCGCGGCACCGAAAGAUUACCUUUCGCACUCCCUCCUGACCCUGCUCCUGAAGGUAUCGCCGUCUUUCAAAUCCACGUUCGACACCCUCCAGACCUCCAACGCGGACCGCGACCCCAUCUCCCUAUAUCCGUUGACGCACGCCCUCCCCGCCAACCCCUGGCUGGUCCCCGCGUCAGCCGCAUCGACCACGACAUACCAACCGGACAUCAGCCGCUCGCAAGAAGCCUACAUGGUCGGCGGCGCGGACGGCAGCGAAACGCUCCGCGACUGGAACGAGGAGUUCCAAUCCACGCGCGAGCUGCCGCGCGAGUCGGUCCAGGACCGCGUGUUCCGGGAGCGGUUGACCGCCAAGCUGUUUGCCGACUACAACGAGGCGGCCGUCAAAGGCGCCGUGCUGGUCGCGCGCGGGGAGCUGGCGCCGUUGAACCCGACCGAGCAGAAGGACGCGCAGAUCUUCGUGUGGAACAAUAUCUUCUAUUCGUUUGGUGCCGACGGGGUCGGAACGUUUGCGACCGAGGGUGGCGACGAGGCGGCCCGGGUGGUGGUCGGCAAGGACGUCACUGGGGUGCGUGCCGUGAAUCAGCUGGAUAUCAAUGGGCUUUUCACCGCCGGGACCGUCGUGGUAGACUACCUCGGGAAGCGGAUCGUAGGCCAAAGCAUUGUCCCAGGCAUCUUCAAGCAGCGUGAGCCGGAGGAGAACAACAUCGAUUAUGGUGGCGUCGAGGGCAAAGAUGUCGUUGCCAGGAACGAGGCAUUCGAGCCGCUGUUCCGCCAGCUGUCCAAGCAGAUGUUCGUCAAGGCGCACCCGGUAUGGGACAAGAAAGGCAAGCGGCACGAUCUAGAAGCUAGCAUCGAGACGAAAGGCGUCCUCGGGACGGACGGACGCAAGUACGUGUUGGAUCUGUACCGCAUCACGCCUCUGGAUAUGUGCUGGCUCGAACGCCAUUGGGAAGAGAACCAGUUGGAUGAGGACAGUACGCCCAAGCCGAAAGCGAAGGGCAAGAACUACCCCCACCGAGUCGCGGCUUUGAGAGCCGAAUUGGUGGAAUCCUACAUUAAACACAAGGUCCUUCCCGAGAAGAAGCCGGAGGUCCCCGCUGUGAAAGAAACGAAUGGUGCGGAAGCUGCUUCGGCGGAAACCAAGAAUGACGCCAAAGCGGAUCAGGAAUCCACCAAGUCAGAAAGCGACACACUCGAUGAAGAGAAACCGGCCGAAAACGAGGAGUCGGCAGAGAAAAAGGAGGAGGCCGAAGGCGAGGCGAAGGCGCAUGCUUCGGAGGAGAUGAUCUCGAAGCACUUUCUCAACCCCGAUGUCUUCAGCGGCCAGGAACCGCGAACUGAUGCGGAGAAGGAAGAGAUGGCGGAGGACGAAGCCCGACUGCGGGAGGCGUGCAAGUUCUUGGUCGACAACGUCAUCCCUCGCCUGGUCUCCGACUACAGCACCGUCGACGCCGGUUUCCCAAUGGACGGCCUCUCGCUAACCGCGCUCCUCCACCGCCGCGGCAUUAACAUGCGCUACCUCGGCCACGUCACGCGGCUGACCGGCGUCGCCAUGAAAGACGGCGCUCCGCGUCUCAUGGUCCUGUACCAGCUCUGCCGCCAGGAGAUGGUGACGCGCGCGUUCAAGCACGUCGCCGCGAAGAAGAUGCGGAACCUCCCCGCCGUGUUCGGGCCCGCGUGCAUGGCGCACCUGCUCAACUGCCUACUGGGCGCCGAGGUGAACGCCCAGCCCGUCCCCGAGGCGAAUGCGGAGGUUAAGAAGAUGUUCAGCGAUGCGGACUUCUCAUUCGAGGCGACCACGCCGGAAUCGCUGCUCACAGAGCUCGAGCAGGAGAUCGAGAUGCGCUUCAAGUAUAACUGGAGCGGACCAAUCAUCGCGAAGACGCCGUUCUCGCAGCUCCGAGAGAUUGCGCUGACGCUGGGUCUGCAGCUGGAAGCGAAGGAAUACAUUUUCAGGCGAGAGGGGAUGUCCAAGGAGGUUUGCGAGCCGUCGAGCGCUAGUACUGGUGGCAAGAAGAAGAAGAAGAACCAGGACAAUACUGCGGCAAGCUGCAUCGUGCCAGCAAAGGUGGUGCAGACGUUCCAUGCGGAGAACGUGUUGAACUUUGUGCCGGUCGUCAAGGAGGCAUCUCCAAGGUCUGCGCUCGCCGAGGAAGCCUUCGCAGGCGGCCAGAUGUCCCUUAGCACCGGGCAAAAGCAACUCGGUCUCGAGCUCAUCUACGAGUCCCUCUCCCUGUACGAGCAGAUCUACGGGAUCCUCCACCCGGAAUGCUCCCGCAUCUAUAUUAACCUGUCGAGUCUCCUGGGCAACAUCGGCGACAAGGACGCCGCGCUGGAGCUCUCCCGCAAAGCGGUCAUCAUUGCCGAACGCACCCUCGGCGUCGAUAGCGUCGAGACCCUGCAAGCGUAUCUCAACUACGCCAUCCACGAGCACAGCGCCGGCAACGGUGCCAAAGGCGUCCGCCUCAUCCUUCAUGCGCUCGAGCUCUGGAAGGUUAUCCACGGCCUCGACCACCCCGACGCCAUCACGGCCAUCACCAACCUCGCCGUCAUGGCCGGCAACCAGGAGCACUACCCGGCGUCGAUCGCAUGGCUACACCAGGCGCUCCACUUCUCCAGCCUCUACUUCACCGACCAAUCCAUCAGCAGUGCCGCGCUGACCUAUCAGCUCGCGCACAACCUCGCCCUCCAGGGCAACACGCACGCCGCCGUCAACAAGAUGCGCGACGCGCGCCACGUCUUUGAGAACGUCUGCGGGAAGGACGACACCCGCACCAAGGAGGCGCAGCACUACCUCGAGUUCUUCACCGCCAACGCCGUCAAGAGCGCGCGCGCCGUCAAGAUGCUACAAGGGGCCGGGCUCCGCUCCCUCCCGAUGCUGACUGCGCGGCAGCGCGGGGUGGGGGUCAACUCGGCGGCGGCAGGGCCCGGGGAAGCGGGGCCGUCGACGGAGGGGGUGGCGGGGUCAUCGUUGGGGAAUCGGACGAUCGAUGAGCUGGUGAAGUAUAUUGAGGGGGAUUCGAAGAAGACGGGGAAGAAGGGGGGGCGAGGGCGGGGGAAUCCGAAGGCGAGAGGGGGGAAGAGGUGA